UAGCAGGGAUAGAAGGAGGGGACAGCUGACAGAGACUUGAAGUUUGUCUCUGUACUGUUUGCCUUCUCUGCCCAGCUCCUGAUCAGCAAUUAGCUAACCAUGGAUGAUAUUUACAAGGCAGCAGUUGAGCAGUUGACAGAAGAGCAGAAAAACGAAUUCAAGGCGGCCUUUGACAUCUUCGUCCUGGGUGCCGAGGAUGGAUGCAUCAGCACGAAGGAGCUGGGCAAGGUGAUGAGAAUGCUGGGGCAGACCCAGACCCCAGAGGAGCUGCAGGAGAUGAUAGACGAGGUGGAUGAAGACGGCAGUGGCACUGUAGACUUUGAUGAGUUCUUAGUUAUGAUGGUCCGGUGUAUGAAAGAUGACAGCAAAGGAAAAUCAGAAGAGGAACUCUCGGAUCUCUUCAGAAUGUUUGAUAAAAAUGCUGAUGGAUACAUUGACCUUGAUGAACUAAAGAUCAUGCUACAGGCUACCGGAGAGACCAUCACUGAAGAUGACAUAGAGGAGCUGAUGAAGGAUGGAGACAAAAACAACGACGGCAAGAUCGACUAUGACGAAUUCCUGGAGUUCAUGAAGGGCGUUGAAUAAAUCUGAAGCAAGACACGCAGCCUUAACUUUUAAAGCCCUCUGAUUCCUCCUCUCGUCCAUGUGGUUGUAUCCCCUCGGCUGCUAGUAUGAAGACUAAGUGCUGAACAGGCUGGCCCUCAAGAGAAUACACCGUGUUUGCUAUUAAGUGCCUCAGAGGGUCAUUCUAUGGCUAUUUAAGUAAGAGAACUGUAAUAAUUAUCAAAGAUGUUGCUAGCAAACAUGACAGAGCCAAGUCUUGAGUCCCUUGACAAACUCUGAAGCAGAUAAUGCAUCUGUAAAGAAUAUUUUCCCUAAGCACCUAACACUGUAAAAAGCAAAACCGGUGACUGCCAGAGAGUUGCAGGGCACUGAACAUGCAUGUAACCCCUCUCGGAGUUCCUCAGUCCCUGCAUAUUUCUUACAGUUACCCACUGAAUCAAGCACAUGGAACAAAUUCCUGUUCCUAGUGAAAUCGCUGGGAGUUUGCCAUUGGAUUUGAUGUUCCCACGAUUUGGCUCUUGGCUCCUGAUGGGUUGAAUCACACCACCUAGAACGUCUGACAAUGAAACCGUUAGCAUUUGGACCUUCAACUGAAUGAUGAUUUGAGACACUUAAGCUGCGACUGAAUACUGUGAUUUAACCAGGACAAUCUCUGUGCUUCCUCCACUUCUCACCAUUGGCUUCAAGUGUGAUGCAAAGCCACAAUGUGUACAGAAAUAAGAUUCCUUUUUGAAAUGCUAAUAAAAUAAUCCGCAAGAUGGACUGUUA
Pelodiscus sinensis (Chinese soft-shelled turtle) is the source of this 1332-nucleotide messenger RNA. The record is from RefSeq and is a predicted model, not a curated record. NCBI's taxonomy places the organism in Eukaryota, Metazoa, Chordata, Testudines, Trionychidae.